Molecule: messenger RNA, 261 nt
Organism: Cylicostephanus goldi
Lineage: Eukaryota; Metazoa; Nematoda; Chromadorea; Rhabditida; Strongylidae
Source: the annotation of a GenBank genome assembly
AUGGACCCAGUAUGCACAGUGACCGCUGUAUUCCUUUCCUUUUGUUUUAGAGAAUUCGCCUUCCCCACGUACGACAUUAUCUACGAUAUCAAACGAAAGAUUUCGCCCGAUUUCGACUUGUACUGUCAGUAUGGUGAUAAGGCGGAGUACCACUUGGAGCUAUCGAAUCGAAUACGAUUAUUGCAACGCGAACAGGAACGUUUGGAGUACGAGAAAGCCACGAUCAAGUCGCCAGAAGCUCGUUUUGGUGGAACUAUAUGA